GCAGAGGUGAAAUCUGGGAGAGAUGCAGAGGUGAAAUCUAGAAGAGAGGCUGUAGAGGUGAAAUCUAGGGUACAGCCUGCAGAGGUAAAAUCUAGGAGAGAUGCAGAGGUGAAAUCUAGGAGAGAUGCAAAGGUGAAAUCUAGGAGAGAGGCUGUAGAGAUGAAAUCUAAGGGAGAUGAAGAGGUGAAAUCUAGGAGAGAGGCAGAGGUGAAAUCUGGGAGAGAGGCUGCAGAGGUGAAAUCUGGGAGAGAGGCAGAGGUGAAAUCUAGGGGAGAGGAUGCAGAGGUGAAAUCUGGGAGAGAGGCUGCAGAGGUGAAAUCUAAGGGAGAUGAAGAGGUGAAAUCUAGGAGAGAGGCAGAGGUGAAAUCUAGGAGAGAGGAUGUAGAGAUGAAAUCUAGGGUAGAGCCUGCAGAGGUGAAAUCUAGGAGAGAUGCAGAGGUGAAAUCUAGGAGAGAGGCUGUAGAGGUGAAAUCUAGGGUACAGCCUGCAGAGGUAAAAUCUAGGAGAGAUGCAGAGGUGAAAUCUAGGAGAGAUGCAGAGGUGAAAUCUAGGAGAGAGGCAGAGGUAAAAUCUAGGAGAGAGGAUGUAGAGGUGAAAUCUAAGAGAGAUGAAGAGGUGAAAUCUAGGGGAGAGGAUAAAGAAGCGAAACCUAGGAGAGAGGCUGCAGAGGUGAAAUCUAGAAGAGAUGCAGAGGUGAAAUUGAGGAGAGAUGCUGGAGAAGUGAAAUAUAGGAAAGAGGCUGCAGUGGGGAAAUCUAGGAGAGAUGCAGAGGUGAAAUCUAUAAGAGAGGCUGAAGAGGUAAAAUCUAGGAGAGAGGCAGAGAUGAAAUCUAGGAGAGAGGAUGUAGAGGUGAAAUCUAGGGUAGAGCCUGCAGAAGUAAAAUCUAGGAGAGAGGCAGAGGUAAAAUCUAGGGGAGAGGAUACAGAGGUGAAACCUAGGAGAGAGGCUGGAGAAGUGAAAUCUAGGAGAGAUUCAGAGGGAAAAUCUACAAGAGAGACUGCAGAGAUAAAAUCUAGGACAGAGGCUGCAGAAAUGAAAUCCAAGAGAAUAGUUGCAGAGGUGAAAUCUAGGAGAGAUGCAGAGAGGAAAUCUAGGAGAGCAGCUUCAGAGGGGAAAUCUAGGAGAGAAGCUGCAAAGGCCAGGUCUACAAGAGAUGGUGCAAAGGUGAAAUCUAGGAGAGAGGCUGCAGAGGUGAGAGGUAGAGGAGAGACUGCAGAGGGGAAAGCUAUGAGAGAGUCUGCAGAGGUGAAAUCUAGGAGAGAUGCAGUGGUGAAAUCUAGGAGAGAUGCAGUGGUGAAAUCUAGGAAAGAUGCAGAGAUGAAAUCUAAGAGAGAUGCUGCAGAGGUGAAAUCUAGGACAAAGGCUGCAGAGGUGAAAUCUAGCAGAGAGGCUGCAGAAGCGAGAUCUAUGAGAGAGGCUGCAGAGGUGAAAUUUAGGAGAGAGUUUUCAGAGAAGAAAUCUAGGAGAGAGGCUGCAGAGGGGAAAUCUAGGAGAGAGGUUUCAGAGGUAAAAUCUAGCAGAGAGGUUGCAGAGGAGAAAUCUAGUGGAGAGGGUGCAGAAUUGAAAUCUAGCAGAGAAGGUGCAGAGGAGAAAUCUAGGAAAGAGGCUGCAGAAGUAAAAUCUAAGGAAGAGGCUGCAGAGGCAAGAUCUAGGAGAGAGGCUACAGAAGUGAAAGCUAGGGGAGAGGCUGCAGCAGUGAAAUCUAGGAGAGAGGCUGCAGAGGUGAAAACUAGGAGAGAGGCUGCAGAGGCCAAAUCUAGGAGACAGCAUGCAGAGGGGAAUUCUAGGAAAAAUGCUGCAGAGAUGAAAUCUAGGAGAGAUGCAGAGAGGAAAUCUAGAAAAGAUGCAGAGAGGAAAUUUAGGAGUGAGGAUGCAGAAGGGAAAUCUAGGAGAGAGCCUGCAAAGGUGAAAUCUAGGGCAGAGUCUACAGCAGUGAAAUCUAGAGGAGAGGCUGCAGAGGGGAAAUCUACCAGAGAUGCUCUUGAGGUGAAAUCUAGGAGAGAUGCGGAGAGGAAAUCUAGUAGAGAUGCAGAGAUGAAAUCUAGGAGUGAUGCAGAGGUGAAAUCCAGAAGAAAGCCUGCAGAGGGGAAAUCUAGUAGAGAGGCUGCAGAGGUGAAAUCUAAGAGAGAUGCAGACAUAAAAUGUAGCAGAAAGGCUCCAGAGGUGAAAUCUAGAAGAGAUGCAGAGGUAAAAUCUAAGAGAACGGCUGCAGAGGUGAAAUCUAGGAGAGAUGGUGCGGAAGUGAAAUCUAGGAGAGAGACUGCAGAGAUGAAAUCUAGGAGAGAUGCAGAGCUGAAAUCUAGCAGAAAGGCUGCAGAGGGGAAAUCUAGGGAAGAGGCUGCAGAGGUGAAAUCUAUGAGAGAGACUGCAGAGGUAAAAUCUAGGAGAGAUGCAGAGGUGAAAUCUAGCAGAAAGGCUGCAGAGGGGAAAUUCAGGGGAGAUGCUACAGAGGUGAAAUUUAGGGGAAAGGUUACAGAAGGAAAAUCUACCAGAGAUGCUGCUGAGUUGAAAUCUAAGAGAGAUGCAGAGAGGAAAUCUAGGAGAUAUAUAGAGGUGAAAUCUAAGGGUGAGGCUGCAAAGGUGAAAUCUAGGAGAGAGGCUGCAGAAUUGAAAGCUAGGAGAGAGACUGCAGAGGGGAAAUCUAGGAGAGAGGCUGCAGAGGUGAAAUCUAAGGGAGAUGCAAAGGUAAAAUCUAGAAAAAAGACUUCAGAGGGGAAAUCUACCAAAGAUGCUGAUGAGGUGAAAUCUAAGAGAGAUGCAGAGAGGAAAUCUAGGAGAGAAGCUGAAGAGGAGAAAUCUGAGAAAGAGUUUGCCAAGGUUGAAUCCACGGAAGGGGCUGCAGUGGUGAAAUCUGGGAGAGAGGCUGUAGAGGUCAAAUCCAUGGAAGAGGCUACAGAGGUGAAAUCUGGGAGAGAGGCUGCAGAGGUGAAAUCUAUGAGAGAGGCUGCAGAAGUGAAAUCUACAAGAGAGGCUGCAAAGGUCAAAUCUACCAGUGUUGCUGCUGAGAAGAAAUCUCUAAGGCAUGUUGCAGAAAUGAAAUUAACAAGCCUUGACAACAGCUUGAAUAUGGAAGAUGAGAACGGGGGAGCAGUUCACGAUAUGUCCUAGGUGGGGAACCUGAGAGAUUAAGAAUAUGGCUUUGCCCCUUUCCAGUCAUAGGGAAGUUAGGAUUUGGGAAGGGUUUAGUGAGAAAGAUGAUGAGUUCUGUUUUAGAGAAUUUAAGACAUCUACUAAAUAUUCGGUUCAAGACAUCAGUAAGGCAAUUGGAGAUAUGGGACUAGAGAUCAAUAAAGUGAUAGUAAAGUGGACAAGACAGGUAAACUUGAUACUCAUCAGCAUAGAGAUAGUGAUUAAAUCCAUGGAAGCUGAUGAGAUGACCAAGUGAUGUUAACUAGAGGGAGAAGAGAAGAGGUCCCAGGACAGAGCCCAAAGGGACAGUUAUGUUUGGAGGAAACGAUCUGGAAGAGGCUACA
Molecule: messenger RNA, 3473 nt
Organism: Antechinus flavipes (yellow-footed antechinus)
Lineage: Eukaryota; Metazoa; Chordata; Mammalia; Dasyuromorphia; Dasyuridae
Product: triadin-like
Exons: 2
Coding region: 160-3108 (982 amino acids)
Source: RefSeq, a predicted model, not a curated record